AUGGCUUUUGACGACGACGAUAAUCCCCAUGCCUUAGCACAGCCUGUUGCAGGCACCAACGGAGCUGCAGCAGAAGAUGCCGACGAGGACGCGCCCGACUACAAGCUCUUUCUUUCCAUGUUCGACAAACAUGGUGUCUCGAGUAAAGCUAUUCGAAAGGGCGAGAAGGAUUUUGAGUCACAUGGUACUCGUGCACAGGAUGGUCUUCUCGAAGCGAGCCGUAAGGUCAUGGAUAAUGUGCUUGGCUACACAAGGAUACAUCGCGAAGAUGCUUGGGUUCGAGGAUGGUGUUUUCCGGACUGGUGGGCUGAGAUAGAGCAGGCUGGAGAGCAAGAGGGGCUUUGGUUGCGCGACAGAGUUGUCAUGAUCGAGCAUGAGCGCGGAACUUGGCAGAAGGACAUCGGAAGAGCGAUACCAGGCAAGGUUGAGCGUUUGGGUACAGGACGACUUUGGCUUUUGCCCGAGGAGGCUCUUUACCUGGUAGAGAGAGGGACCAUGGAUCUCUGGUGGCCCAAUCGACAACUGGAGGAGAUUCUUCCCAAUGCCGAUGGUAAAAUGAAAGCCGGUAUGGGGCCUGAUGACUACGAUGUCGGCCUGCCCUUGAGUCUUGAGGCAGCAUACUCGCUUCUUAUCGGCAACGAGGGCGAGAGAGGCAGACUCACGUUACCUCAAUAUCAGGUCUACUCACACCUGAAGCGCGCAGGCUUUUAUGUCCUUCGCGCUCCUCCUUAUGAAGCACCUACGACAACACCCCAGUCUAAGACUCUAUGGCAAUGGAUGUUUUCGUUCUUUGGCUCAGAAACACAGACAAUACGAAACCCAUCUGGACCUCUUGUUCAACCAGGUCUAUACCGCGCGUAUAGACCUAUCUACGACCAACUUGCCAUCCUUCCCCGCCACAAGCCACUACCUACACCUCCCGUGGUUCAUCCUCCACGAGACCCAUACCGAGUCUUUUGGCACGUAUGGAAAUCAGGCGGUCCCCCAUUCUCAAAGAAGAACCCCCCACCACCCAACUUCCGCAUCGCGGUAGUUGAUGCUGGCGACACAUGUGUCCCGACACUGGAGGAAAUCGAGGCUCUCAUGGAAUCCACACCUUACGAUCCACCCAAUGAGAGCUGGCAGGGCCCUGGACGAAUGCAUCAGCGAUUAAAGCACGGACAUCGCAACGUCUUGGUUGCGAUCGUAGAUCGCGGCCUUGUCAACUUUAUGAGAUUUGGAGAGGGAGCGUUUGGAGAGGAGAGACUGUUUGAAAGAUUUGACAACAGGGGCGGACAGAGAGGCGGCAAGAAGACGGGCCGUGGUGGUGGUAGGGGACGUGGUAGGGGUAGAGGUCGUGGAAGAGGAAGAGGACGAUAA
Messenger RNA from Fusarium coffeatum, 1359 nucleotides. RefSeq lists its product as uncharacterized. The coding region runs from base 1 to 1359 and encodes 452 amino acids. Lineage: Eukaryota; Fungi; Ascomycota; Sordariomycetes; Hypocreales; Nectriaceae. The record is from RefSeq and is a predicted model, not a curated record. Gene Ontology annotation, cellular component: tRNA-intron endonuclease complex. Gene Ontology annotation, biological process: tRNA-type intron splice site recognition and cleavage. The transcript has a single exon.